This is a messenger RNA of Dalotia coriaria, 2736 nucleotides long. It is a transcript of the gene AdoR, whose product is annotated as Adenosine receptor. The transcript has 4 exons. The record is from RefSeq and is a predicted model, not a curated record. Gene Ontology annotation, cellular component: plasma membrane. Lineage: Eukaryota; Metazoa; Arthropoda; Insecta; Coleoptera; Staphylinidae. Gene Ontology annotation, biological process: adenylate cyclase-activating G protein-coupled receptor signaling pathway; G protein-coupled adenosine receptor signaling pathway. Gene Ontology annotation, molecular function: G protein-coupled receptor activity. Bases 800 to 2164 code for a protein of 454 amino acids.
AUACUUGCGUCGUCUCCAACAAUUCCAACAACUUGCAGUCACCACGCAUCGCCCGCCGACGACGCAGCCGACCACUUCCACACCAACUCACCAACUUCCACCAAGAAAACAGCGUUUUAUGUGUGGAAGCGCAUAGUGUUGAAAAAAUAAUUCACCAGCGGAUGUUCGCGCGCGAUAAGUGCCGCAAUUUAUUACACCGCGCCAAAACCGAACACGGCAUGAACAAUACAUCUACAUAAAACUCGCUUAUUACUUAUUACUUUGUUACACUUAUGGCACUUGUUAUAUUUUGUUGACGCUUGGGGGAAUUAUGUGCGAUUACGAGACGUUGUUUCACGCCUGAUUGAUUUGAUUCACAAAGUGUUCAACAACGUGAGACAAUUGCCACUGGUCCACAAGCAGCGCAAGCACCCAAAGUACUUCAACGCGUGAAGUACGACUUGAAAUUCAGCGCACGAAACCGCAGAACCGCGUGUGGUCGUUCACGGUGCGUCAGAAACGGACACACGGAAGUUAAUAAUUAAUUAGACUCGGCGCUGAGAAGCGAGAAACUACAAAACAGAAGACAACUGCAACUGUUCAACAGAUACGCAGUCCGUGCCACCCUCCCACCAAGUCUUAGUAAAUGUUGGCACCGUUGAAAAACUUCGACGAAAAAAAGUACAAAGGCCAACGGAUGACAAAAAUGCGCUCGAGAAAAAAGUAAUCCACUGAUCUAAUAAGCGAUCGAGCAAAUUAGCAGCAAUCUACGAUCAAAUUAAUUCCACAAAGAUCUUCACCGUCAAAUAUCAAUUGAAUAAUGACGACAACUGAAGCCUACACUACAAAUUACACACUGGUCGAGGACGCCUUCGACGACAGCCAUGAUUACCAAAAAGAAGAACUGAAUCUCUUCUACGCCAUAUCAGAGAUUCUAGUCGCUUCACUAGCAGUCGUUGGGAAUGCACUAGUAAUACUAGUUUUCCGCAAAGAGCGACGUUUAAGACGCCGGACGAAUUACUACAUUGUAUCAUUGGCAGCUGCUGACUUCUUAGUAGGGUUAUUAGGUAUACCCUUUGCCAUCAUGUCAUCAGUUGGUCUACCGACAAAUCUCUACGCGUGUCUCUUCACCGUCUCACUCCUGGUGGUAUUAUGCACAAUAUCAAUCUUCUGUCUUGUUGCGGUCUCCGUCGACAGAUACUGGGCCAUUUUACAUCCGAUGGGAUAUUCGCGGAAUGUACGCACUAAAACUGCACUCGUGAUCAUAAGCAUCUGUUGGUUUGCUGGAUCCAUCAUAGGCUUCCUCCCGCUGAUGGGCUGGCAUAAAGGCCCUGCUGAAAACGGACGCUGUUUCUUCCUCGGAGUGAUGGAUUACAACUAUCUGGUGUUUCUUUACUUUGGUACUAUCAUCACUCCUGCACUCCUCUUGGCUGUAUUCUACGCUCACAUUUAUCAUGUGGUCUUGAAGCAGCUGCGUCAAAUUGUGACGAUAAAUCCAUACAACGGCAACUCUCGCGGACAAAACUCGAGCCGCUCCACAGGUGGUGGCACAAUGUUGCGCGUGCUGGGGGCGGCACAAAAACGCGAAGUGAAAGCCACACAAAAUCUUUCCAUUAUCGUGCUCUUCUUUAUGAUCUGCUGGAUUCCCCUGUACACGAUUAAUUGUAUCCUUGCAUUCUGUCGCGAUUGCAAGGUGAACUCGACGUUUGUCCUUUCGUGCAUCAUCCUCUCACAUCUCAACUCCGCUGGUAACCCGCUACUCUACGCCUAUCACUUGAAGGACUUCCGCGCUGCGCUCAAGGCUUUCAUCUGCAACAUUUUUGGAAUAAAGCUGCAACAACCACCGAAUAGUAAUGCGCUCAAUAAUAACUUUACUCACUAUCGUCUGCAAAGUAUACGUGAGGCACACAGUGCUAUGUCUUUGAGUCAAGCAUCUAGAUUUGUUUGUGAGAGUCAAAUGCGUUCUCAAACUCUACCACACACAUUACCAUCGGCGAAUAAAAUCUCUUCACUUGUAGGUAACUCUGUUGCCUUAGCAGCGGCUACCGCUGAAGCAAGUCGAGAUAUAUGGCGUAUUUCAGAAAUAUCCGAUGAACAACAACGCAGGUCCAUUAGUUCAAUUGAUGAUGAUUGCAAUGAUGAGGUGUUUCUCCCGUCGGGAACCGCGCACAGGCGUUAUCACUGACGCUGAGUCUCAACCCGAGCUUGAACGUGAGCGGGACGGUGUCGCCGUCAUCACCGCAAUUAUAUCUCGUUGAGCACGGCGUCAGCGAGCAUAAUUUACCAGGAUUUACGACCGCUCCGGCCGCGGAGAUGAAACCGGAGAGUCAAGGUAGCACCGGCGGUAAUCUGACCAUCACUGGGGACUUUAUCCACAGCCCAGCAAAAAGUGUUAAGCUUAGUCCUUUCAAGGGACUGCUUGCACGCCCACCGCCACGAAGUUGCUCUCUUAGUGAGGAAGGUGAAGGCGUGCGACACCGCAACAAUGGUUACCUUACCGAAAAUCAUUCGUGCACUUGAACUUCAACUUGAUGUUUCGAACAAAGAAUUUUAAUGUAUUGUUAAAUAAUACUCAAUGCCAAAUAUGUAAAACGUAUAUUUUUGCUAGUCGUUAGAAUUGUAACUAAACUUGUAACGCUGUUCGCAUGUUUUGCAUUUCUACCUCGUUAUCAUCAUAUGACAAUGAAGAGAAUACUCACCCCAACUUAUACUAUGUAUUGUCUGUACAGAUUAAAUAAUUAUUUGUGUAAAAAGCUA